Chara braunii is the source of this 4435-nucleotide messenger RNA. Lineage: Eukaryota; Viridiplantae; Streptophyta; Charophyceae; Charales; Characeae. The record is from the annotation of a GenBank genome assembly.
GUUGUUACUCAUGAUGUUGACGUUGUCGAGUCUUAAUCCUAACCGUUCUGUCAAGAUUCUGGCCAGACCUUCACAGAUCACGUUCACGAACUGGAUUCAAGGAGAAGGAGACAUGCAGGAAAGAUCUAGUGGCCACAGCCUGGGCUGCAAGUAGGUCCAGGGGCCAGGUCGACAGAUCGGGAACAGGCGGUGUGACCAUAUCCGUGGGCCUGGAACAGCUCAGCUACAGGAUUCCCAGAACUCGGACGGAUCUGGUAUCGACACCCAGGGACGUAGGUCUGCAUUUCUGAAGAACUGGAGGCUCGGUCCUACCAGUUGUGAGUGGCCCAUCUUUGUACCUGUGGUCUAUACCUGGUCUAUUCUUCGGUUUCAACUUUUUUGUUGCUAGUCUGUGCCUGGGUUCCCCAAAGUCCCAACCUUCGCCUCGAUUGGUGUGUAUCCAGACCAAGUGCAGUGGACCAGCUAUCAUUGCUCUGUUGGUGCAAGGAGGCUUCGUCAUUGAUAUCUUCAUUGCUUUCUUCCUUCAUGGCGCUCCUCUCAGCAAGCUUGAUGAGUGUUGCCUGCCCGUCCUCCGUCACCGCCACCUCUGUCCAUGCCGGAUCUCAAGGCUCCUCAGUGGCAUGUCCGCAGCUGUUGCCUUGCAGAGUUAAGCCUUCUCUGUUGACAUCACUACCUUCCUGUUCAUCUUAUCCUUCAUCAUCGUCUCUUCCUCUUGACCGCAGACUCUCGUCGCAGUUGCUGCUGUCUUCAAGCUUUGUUUCGUUCGCAUCACGGAGAAGACAAUGUUCAUCCACGAGUACAGCAGACAGCCAGAGCCGUGCACGUGUCAUCUGCAGCGUGGCAGUUCAAGUGGAAAAGAAAGGAGGAAGGAAGGAGGAGGAGGAUAAGGAAGUUACAGUGGAAGUUGCAGUGAGACACCAGACAAUAGAGGAGGAGAAGAAGUUACAGUGGAAGUUGCGUCUCACCAGGGAGAAGAAGAGGAGGAUGGAUGAGGCAUACUUUCGCCUGGAGAAAGAUGGGAAGGUGGAGAAAGUUCUCCAUUCCCUGAUUCUCCUCGUAGAGGAUAGCCUUCCUUUUGAUAUGGUCCUAGGAAUGGACUGGGGAGAGGCAGCAGGGGCCACACUCCACUUGAGAGAGCACGAGUGUAGGCUCCCUUGUCCCACAGGUGAAGUUAAGACUGCUCGCCUGUUUCAUGUGUCGGGAGUAGACAACACUCUGGCACAUUGUUGUCUUAGUGCUCCCGCGUUCGCGCAUUCAGUGAAGGAGCAGUUAGAAGAGCAGGUUUUUGUAGCCUAUGUAAGCUGUUCUGCGACAAGGUCAUCAUCAUUCAACACAUGUAAGAGCCGGCCAAGUCUUGUGGAUGCACCUUUUCAGUGCCAUGAAAAAGUAUAUGUCAAAAGUGCAAAAGCUUGGGGAGAUGUUGGUGAAGACCUUGAUGAGGAGUUGUUGUUCGGCGACGAUGACGACAUUGGUGACGAGUUUGUGGAUCCUGAUGAGAAGCACUGGUUUGUUGAUCCGGAUGUUGAUAUGGAAUGGGUAAAGAACAAACCAAAGGGGUUUGGUGUCGGGAAAGCGUACAAUACGUCUUUAGAAGAUCUGUUAUGGGAUGAAAUACAGGCAGCACGCAAGAAACGGUCCCAGCAAAGAAGUCCCACCAAACAGACAAACGAGAUGAAGAAGGGGAAAGGGUCUGAAAGUAAGAGUAAGAAGAUGAUGCCAUCGGAGUCCUCCAAGGUGAUGAUGUCUGCUGUACCAAACAGGAAGGACGGUGUCCAGGUGAAAGUCAGCAAUUUGCCAAAGAAGAGAAAGAUUGAGAGGGAUUUGAGAGCGGCUUUUGGAGAUUCGGGAGGGUUGGUGGGGAUCACACCGGUCGUGUCAGGAAGUCUGAAGACAAGGGAUCCGAUUUGCAAGUCUUUUGCUUUCCUGACAUUCCAUGACAAAACUGCCGCCUUGCAGUUUAUCAGACAACGUAAUCGAUCCUCUUUGUAUUUUGGAAAGGUUCAAAAGGUCAUUUCCUGCCAAUUAGUCAGAAGCAAGGAUGGUCAAUCUGAGAUCAGUGUCAAUGAACCAACCGACAUGAAUCCAAUGUCAGCCAAAUUGUCGGCACCUUUGAAAACCGACGUGGCCACUGUGGUGACAAAUGCAGUUGGCGACGCAGAAAACUCUGACUCGGAAAUGCAGCAUUUGAAACCGUUGGACAUCCGCUUUGACAGUGAAGAAGUCAAAAUGACUGAGAGGAGACCAGAAAGAAUAAACACAGUAGCAAGCGAACUGAAAAAAGAUGAAGAGGACUUGGAAACACACCCACAAACAGGACAUGGCAAGAUCACUACUGUUGGAAUAGUCGGUGAGCAGUAUGAGCACUGGGAUGCACAAGGUCUUGAAGGCAUUGAAAUCAGUGCAAAUUACUUUGAGGAUGAUGAUGUUGAUGAUGAUGAUGAUGAUGAGGAGGAGGAGGAGGAGGAGGAGGAUGGCAAUGGAUAUUAUGAUAACGUAGUGUAUAAUGAUGAUGAUGAUGAUGAUGAUGACGAUGAGGAGGAGGAGGAGGAGGAGGAGGAGGAGGAGGAGGGGAAGGAAGGCAACUAUUUGGAAGAGAUGGUUGUUCUGGCAGAAGAUGAGAAUAUAUGGCAAGUCUGUACAGAGAGCAACAACGGCGGGGAGUUUGCAGCAGCAACAGCAACAGCAACAGGGACAGAUGGGAGGGAGUGUAACGGGGAAAACACCGGCCAUUCGCCGGGGAAAGGAAUUAGAACACCGUCGUCUUCGGAACGAAGCCGUGUCUCAGACAUCAGCAUCAUUGAAAAUAGAGAACGUACUUGCGAUCGUGAAUCACCAUCCUCUUCAUUCUUGUCAUUUGUUGCAGCAGAGUUUGAUGAUGAGAACCAUGCUGUUGCAGUUGAUCGAUCAGAGAAAAGCGUUGAUUAUUUAAGGCAGAAGUGGGAGUUGGAGCAGCAGCAGAUGUCGGUGGCUGCAGAAGACUAUGAUCCCGAUGAAGCGCGGAUCGCUAUGCUGGAAGCGCUGGUGAAGCGGAAACAUUUGAAAGGAGGGAAGGAGGGCACAGGAAUGGGGAGAAGUAUGCAGAUAAGCUUUUCGUCAUUCAGUGAAGAUGGACCAGAAGGGAAGCGUAGCAUCACCAAAAAUAGCAAUCAAUCCAAAGUAAAGAGUAUGAAGAGGGAUGUGCAAAAGAGGGGUAAAGCUCAACUGCAGGAGACUGUGGAGGGGUUGUCCGGACCGAAAAGAAAAGUCGUUAAGAGGGGCCCAAAGUUAGAAAAAGUAGUUAUGUCCGCAAAGGCGCCAAUCACUCUGCAUGUGGGAGAGGCAUCAUUGACGGUUCCAUUCUCAGUGGAGACAGCAAAGCAGCUGGAGGCAGCCAUAGCCAAGCUUCUGAACACAUUUCGACUGAAGGAGAAGGCAUCUCGUCCUCAGAGAUGGGAGAACAUGGAAUUCCGUCACAACGGGGAUGUUGCUAACGGAGACGUGUUUCUAGAAGUUUUCUGCAACCCAAACGCUUGCUCAUCACCUUUUCAAGCCAAGGUUAUGAUCACAAUGAGAGAUGACAGAGUGAAGUUUACGUCAGAAGCACAGUUGAGCGAUUUACAGUCAGACCUGGGUGCCUAUAUGGAAGCUAAUGCUUAACUUCGCAAGAAAAAAUACUUACUACCCACUUCAAUUUUGGUUCAGUAAACUUCAGUGGAUGAGCCUAGUAGGUGUCAACAAAAUCGAUUUGUAUUUUUAAGUUUUAGCGUUUGAAUCUUUAUCCAACUUUGACAAGUGACGAUUUCCCAGAUUGCACAUUUCUUUCUGAUGCCAGCUGUGCAUGUCUGAGUGCAUGGCGGCAGCGAGGCGUAGAGGUGGUGAUCCACAGUUCGUCAAAUUGAAGAGACAUGAUGGGGGAGUGUGCGUGUGUGUGUGUGUGUGUGUGUGUGUGUGUGUGUGUGUGCGCGCGCGCCCGCGCGUUUGUGUGUGUGUGUGUGUGGUGUGCGUGAGUGUGUGUGAGAUACGUAUCCUCAGUGACUGAGCUGCACACCAAGACAUGGUAUUGCCAAGGGAACAAACUGGACAUGAACUCCCAGAGGUGCAUUCGAAAGCUUGCAAGCACAGUGCACUUUUGAGCAUAAGACCCAUGUGUGUGGUCAGCACAGGUACCCGACCAAAGGUACGCAUAAAACAGGCGGACAGCAGUAGGUAGGAGAACAACAAACAAAACAUGAUAGAUUAGUGCCAGACUGUUUUGUCGGGCUUGCAGCGACCCAUCAGGUGGUUGAACCCUCAACAGUCUGUAGAAUCCCCAGAUUGUGAUGUUUUCAAUUGUUUUGAGACAACCUACUGCUCCAGUUGUGAGCUGACAGCCAGGCAGGUGAGAAUGCAAGCAGAAAGGGGAGGGGGGGGCAACAAGGCACCAUGCGGCAAGCAGCAACAAAGCACAUAGGCUGGA